AUCUUCGCAUCUUGUUCCCGCCCCCGGGAUGGCCGUCUUCUUCCGGGUCGCGGCCCCAUGCUGCCCACGGUUGCUGUGGAAACCGCGUGCAUGGCGGCGCUCAGACCGGUGUCCAACCGCAGCUUUCAGCGCGAGGAGGCGGGAGGUUCCGCGAACUCGUCGGUCACUACGCGGACGCCCGUGCCCGCAGUGUCGUCCGGGUCCCCAGAAAGGCUCGUGUCGCUCCCUCAGGUCGCCGAGCCGCCGGAAAAGAACCUGUGGGAGCAGAUCUGCGAGGAGUAUGAAGCUGAGUUCCCUACCCUUCCAGAAGAGUAUAAAGUGAAACAGGAAGGUGCAGUUACAGUGAGCUCGGUCACGCCAUUGGAGGAACUGGUUCCUCAUGGCUUCAAUAUGGAGCACUACCUCCCAGUGCACCCAUUGCCAGUGUUGCCUCCUGAGCCUUGUCCUCCCAAGAAGGCAGAAACAGUAGAACCCAAGACCUGUUCUCCCAGAGAUUAUCUGGAAAUGUUCAUCUUUCCAGUUCUGCUCCCUGGAAUGGCCAACCUGCUUCACCAAGCAAAGAGAGAAAAGUGUUUUGAGGUCAGUGAUUUGGUGGGAUGUCCAUAUUUUUAAGUUCUUGCUCAUUUGUUUCAGUCUGAUGGUAGCCCAUGAGCUUGGUACCAUUGAGUUGCUAUUCUUAAAAAUGACCCCUUGGCAAGGGAAGCCUGAAUUUGGGCUACUUGCCCCCUUCCUCCCACUUAGCCACAACAUCUAGUACUACAUAAAGAUACAUAUACUGCCAACUGUGGUCACCCAGGUUCCUGAGAGGUUACCAGCCACCCAGCCUUCCUGCCUACCAUUCUCCUGGGCAAUCUGGCAUCAAGCAGGUCUCUUGGUUCUAUCCCUGUUUGUUGUAAAUGCUGUGUCCUACUUUCAUUUCUGUGGCUGUAUGCAACACAGGGGAGGAAAAGGUUUAUUUGACUUAUAGUUCCAGAUUCCAGUCCGUCACAGCUGAGAAGUCACAGUCUAGGAAGUUGGAGUCAUUUCUUACCCACAGGAGAGAGAAAUCAAUGCAGCAGGCUCCCUUGCUUCCUGCUAGCUUUCUCCUUUCUUAUACUGUUGAAGAGCCCCUGCUUAGGGAAUGGUGCUGCCCACAAAGGGCUGGGACUUCCUAUAUCAAUUAAUAGUCAAGGCAGCCUUCCAAAGACAUGCCCACUGACCAAUCUGGUCUAGAUGACUCCUCAUUAAGCUAAUCUGAAGUGACUCUAGGUUGUAUCAAGUUGACAGUUAAAUCUAACAGUACACUGUGCUUGCUUCUUACUUGUCUCUGGAUUGAUCUUGCUCCUCUCCUAACUUUUUGAUUGGUUGGUUUUUGAAAUUUUUUUAGAUUAUUUAUUUCUUUAUUAUGUUUAUAACGUUCUGCUUCCAUGUAUGC
Molecule: messenger RNA, 1414 nt
Organism: Cricetulus griseus (Chinese hamster)
Lineage: Eukaryota; Metazoa; Chordata; Mammalia; Rodentia; Cricetidae
Source: RefSeq, a predicted model, not a curated record